CCUAUCAUUGUUCAGUAAAAUCUGAAUCUGUUUAAUCCAGAUUAUCAACACUGCAGAGUAAACAAAUCAAAUCAGACUUCAUGGCCUCCAGAGAAAUCAUGGUGUCUGAACUGAGAAUAAUUCUCAUGGGGGACAACAGCUCAGAGAUCAGCAGAGUGGGGAACUUCAUCCUGGGCAGAGAAGCGUUUAAAACAGAAACUCUGCCUUCAGUAAAGCAGCUCAGUGAGAGAGCUGCAGGAAUGGUGGAGGGAAGAUACAUCACCCUCAUCAACGCACCUCACCAACUUAAUCCUAAAGACACACUGGAUCAGAUCACAGAGCAGAUUAGAGAGUGUCUGUAUCUCUGUGCUCCUGGACCUCACAUGUUUCUACUGGUACUGUCCAGAACAUUAAAGAAAGAGGAUCAGGAUAGAAUCAAAAACAGCCUGACCUCAUACAGUCCCUGGUUUAUGAAGUACACUAUUGUUUUAACUCCAGAUGAAGAUGUUAAUUACCGUGCUGCUGCUCAAGCCCAGAAGGGAAGUAAUCCAUCCUUGCAUCUCAUCAUCGGAAAAUCUGAGAGAGAUUGUAAAGUGCAGGUGCUGAGUCUUUUGGAGAAGAUCGAGCAGGUGGUGAAAUCUAACAGUGGAGGAUAUCUGACCUAUGACACUAAUGAACUGCUUAAAAAAGUUAAAAAGAAGCUGCCGAUCAAACGGGAAGAUCUUCCAUCGAAAACCGUAAAACGUGUGAGAAUGGUUCUGCUGGGGAAGAACAGCUCAGAGAUCAGCAGAAUGGGGAACUUCAUCCUGGGAAGAGACGCGUUUGAUACUGAGGCUCCGCCCCCUUCAGUAGAGCAGCACAGUGAGAGAGCUGGAGGAAUGGUGGAGGGAAAAUACAUCACUCUCAUCAACACACCUCACCUGUUCGAUCCUCAGCUCCCCCUGAACACAAUACACAGCAGAGUGAGAGAGUACCUGGCUCUGUGUUCUCCUGGACCUCAUGUUUUUGUACUGGUGCUACAGUCUGAUGGAUGCACAUCGAGGGACAGGGAACAGAUCAGAAUCAUUCUCAACAGUUUCUCUGAUACAGCGUUAAAACACACCACAGUGAUAACACAGAAACAAGGCACUGGCACGGAUCCGCACGAGCUGAAUAAGCUCAUACAAGAGAUUAAGAAAUGCGGAGGCCAGCAUUUUCAGUUAGACACAGGCGGUAAUCCCUCUGAUCUGGUAAAGGCAGUGGAAAAAUUGGUGCAAAAGAAUAAGAAGGGUUAUGUAAAGGACAGUGCAAUGGAAGAGUCAUCUUAUGAGAAAGACCAGAAGAAGCAGACUGGAGGGGUGGUGCACCUGACACCAAGCAUAGCCCCUAAGACCAAAGCACGGUCUGAGAGGCUGAAUCUGGUCCUGUGUGGGAGUAACAGAGUGCUGAAGUUCUCCAUAUCAGAUCUGAUACUGGGUCAGAGAGAGCUUAGAUCAGAGUCCAGAUCAGUGUGUGUGAAAAGGGAAGCAGAAGUAUGUGGACGUCUGAUCACCCUGGUGGAGCUUCCAGCUCUCUACAACUCUCAGCUCUCAGAGGAGGAAGUGAUGCAGGAGACUUUCUGCUGUGUCUCUCUCUGUGAUCCUGGAGUUCAUGCUUUUCUCCUCGUCCUCCCUGAGGGACGUCUCACUGUCGAAGAUAAAGGAGAACUGGAGAAGAUCCAGAACAUAUUUGGAUCAAAAUUCAAUGAUCACACUGUAGUGCUGAUCACUCAGCAUCCUCAAAACAAACCGCUGGAUGGGGCUGUCACGACUGUGAUAAAAGACUUUGGAGAACGGCGGCUGAUCUUUAACUACAGUUCACAGGUUCUAGAGCUGAUUGAGCAUGUUGAAGAGCUUCUUUCAGAGAACAGAGAAAGCUACUACACCACGAAGAUGUAUUAUAGUGCACAAUUCAACAGCCACCUGAAAUACUGGAGAGAAGUUGAUGGGCUGAAAAGAACAAAUUCUAUGCUCAAAAAUAAAGAUUUUCCAAGAACUAUAAGAAUCAUCCUGCUGGGAAGGACUGCAGCUGGAAAGAGCGCGACAGGAAACACCAUAUUAGGUCGAGAAAAUCUGUUCAAGGAGGGAGUAUUUGGAAAAACAGUGACCAAUGUUUGCCAGAAAGAAACAGGUGAAAUCAACGGUAGACAGAUUACUGUAGUUGACACCCCGGGACUGUUUGAUCCAGGCGUUGUAACAGAUAACGCUAGGAAAGAAAUCACUAAUUCCAUCACUAUGGUGACACCAGGUCCACAUGUGUUCCUGCUGGUAGUGCCGAUUGAACGAUACAACCGAGACACCAAUAAAACCACAAAGAAGAUCCUCAACACACUUGGUGAGGACUCUAGAACAUACACCAUGGUGCUGUUCACCAAAGGAGACUUUCUUAGAGAUGACUCCAUUGAACAGUUCAUGGAAAACUCUGGACAAGACACUAAAGACCUCAUCCAAAGAUGUGAAGGCAGGUACCACGUCUUCAACAACAGAAACCAUGGCGACCGAACCCAGGUCACUGCUCUACUGGAGAAGAUUGACUCCAUGGUGGCAGCAAAUGAAGGGAGCUGCUUCACUAAGGAGAUGUUCCAGAAGGUGAUGAAAGAAAAGCAGGAAGAAGAACAGGAUGAAGAUAUGAAGAUAAUGAUGGAGAAUGUUGAAAAACAGAAACAACAGCAGCAGUUAUGGUACCAAAGUCAGAGUGUAAAGCGCAAUCAGCAGCAAGAGGAUCCUCAUAAGAUCAAACAUGAGGAUGAAGAAAUGGAGAUCAUGAUGGAGAAUGUUGAAAAGCAGAAAUAUCAGCAGUGGUUAUGGUACCAGAGACAUAUAAUAAAGCGUGAUGUUCAGCAAGGUGAUUAUGAGAAGAUCAACAGAAAGAAUGCUGCUUCAGGAGGAACAGCAAAUAAUCCACAUAAGGUUUGA
Astyanax mexicanus (Mexican tetra) is the source of this 2912-nucleotide messenger RNA. RefSeq names its product GTPase IMAP family member 8-like. The coding region runs from base 81 to 2912 and encodes 943 amino acids. Gene Ontology annotation, molecular function: GTP binding. Lineage: Eukaryota; Metazoa; Chordata; Actinopteri; Characiformes; Acestrorhamphidae. The record is from RefSeq and is a predicted model, not a curated record. The transcript is spliced from 7 exons.